AUGGCUCUGGCAGUGCCGGACGGCGGCCUGACGCUGCACCGCGACGCUGCGUCCUCCCAGUUCCUCCGGCUCAACCUCCCCCAGUCGACCCUCGCAGACCUGCUCCAGGUGCUCAACGACCCGUCUCUGCCAGCCGCCGCUGCUCCUCGUCUGCGGCUGGGGAAACACCCGUCGCUGCUCAUAAACUCCAAGUCGACGCCCUUCCACGCCUAUCCCCAGACCUCUCGCUCGGAGAUAUACCAGCACGGCGGCAGCCAGAGCCAGAGCCAGGAUGCUGCUGCCGGCGCAGACGGAGGCCUCUAUUUCUCGGGCGUGCUCAGCCAUAGCCUGGAGGUGCAGAAGGCCAAAGAGGCCACUGCGGCCACCGACGAGGCCCUCACAAACCUCGAGCGCAGCCUCAACGCCUUCGAGAAGGGCAAGGAGUCUCGCCGCACUCCCCUGAUCGCUACCAUUGACCAGAUGCGAGCUCUGGGCGCCGGAGACAGCAGGUCGGCCACGGGCAGAGAGGCCGCCAGUCUGGCCAGAAAGUCGACCAGCAGAGCAGACCAGGAGAAAGAGCGCUUCUUCAAGAACGCCAAUGCCUCUCGGUCGACGCCUGCAAGCCCGGCACUCGUUCCUCUCUCGCCUCUGCCGCCGGCCGCCGCUGCUGGUGCUGGUGCUGGUGCUGCUGCCACUACUACUACGGACAAGGAGAACCAGCGCCUCGAGGCCAUUCGGACACCACUCAUACACCUGCUCGCCAUACGGCCCGUCUCGGCCAAGUUUCUCGCUUCUCGAACGCGCUGCAAUAAUGCGGAUGUGCUCGCCCUGACCAACAAGCUGUGCACUCCCAACCGGCUGGACGGGUCCAAGUUCGAUCUCAAGGAUAAAGUGUACAAGGAUCUUGACGUCUGGUCGUUUCCUUACCCGUCGGACGAGGAGAGGACGGAGGCGAUCGAGAAUGCCAUCUCUGCCUUUGACCGGAUGCGGAUUUCCAAGGCAGACCGGCUCUGGCAGACUUUGCUGCCCAAGCAUGAGCGAGGCAAAGGGAAAGUGCUCUCUCGGCUCAAUCUACGCACCCAGCCCCAGGGCCAGGCCCAGACACAGCAGCAACAGUCUAGACUACAGGUUCCAGAAGAAGGCGGGUACGGCACCGGCAAUGAGUCCGAAGGCCCAACGGCCCUAGACCAGUCCAUGGCCACAACAACGACCCCAACAAUCCCACACCACGCUCCAACUGCCAAACCGGCGGCCAAGAAGAGAGGAGGCCUGGAAAAGGCACUCUCUUCCAAGCGCGGGCCCAAACCAAAGUCUACGCCUGCUGCCACGCUCACGGGCAAAGUAACCAAGAAGACAGAGAAGAAGACGCCAGCGGCCGGUUCUGCGGCGUCGCUCAAGUCGAGGGAUGCUGACCGAUUCAAGUCCUCCGAGUUCAUCCUCGACUCGGACGAGGAAGAAGCGGCGGCUAACGGCAUCGUCGCCAGCAGCAAGCCUACCCUCGCAGCCACAACAACAAAAACAACUACCACCACUACCACUACCUCGACUGCCCAGCGCGGCCGGCCGCCAAAGACAAAGAAAGUGCCCGCCAGACGACAGCCCCCCGCAGCCAUAUCCGCUCCGACUACAUCAACGACCACACGACCGGCCAAUGUGACUUCACCACUGAAGCCGUCUCCUCUAGGCUCGUCACCGCCUACCAAUGCCUCCGACGUUGACGUCCCCAGCGGCCGCCCACCCAACACAAAAUCUCGCCCACACUCCAAUUCACACUCGUCCAGCUCUUCCUCGCCCCUGAUACACCAUCUCCCCCGAAGGAUUCCACCGGCACAACCGGGAAAAUCUCGACCAACACCCCCGUCCACGGCAACCUCCACCUCCACAUCAGCAUCCACCUCCGCAUUACAAUCCGCGUCGACAGUACCCGCCAAGCCAGGCGCGCUCAAGCGAAAAACCCGCCCGGCUGAAGAUACCCGACCUCCACCGGCAUCUUCGACAUCCACCACUGCCGCCAUCGGCCUUGGAAUCCAUGCAUCCGAACCUAAACGCCGCCGCCCAUCCUCCAUCUCCUCAACAACGACCUCUUCCCUCUCCCAGCCUGAAUCAAUGCCCUCGGUCUCAGGCUCAGGCUCAGGUUCCGGCUCUGCGUCUCCCCCCAUCUCACAGACCAUCCUGCGUGCCCGACUACGCACCAAAUCAGCCCAGUUCAAACAGUACUAUGCCAAAUACCGGCUUUUGCACGAGGAGAUGAUGUCCCGCUUACGAAACGGAAUGGACUAUGACAUUGAUAUCGAGCAGAUUCGCAAACUGGAGAGACAGCAUGCUCAUCUGCAGAAAAUGAAGCAGGAGAUCUGGGACGAGGAUCGGAGGUUACGCAUGUCUUCGUAG
Messenger RNA from Trichophyton benhamiae CBS 112371, 2367 nucleotides. RefSeq lists its product as uncharacterized. The transcript has a single exon. The record is from RefSeq and is a predicted model, not a curated record. Lineage: Eukaryota; Fungi; Ascomycota; Eurotiomycetes; Onygenales; Arthrodermataceae. Bases 1 to 2367 code for a protein of 788 amino acids.